Molecule: messenger RNA, 624 nt
Organism: Trichoderma virens Gv29-8
Lineage: Eukaryota; Fungi; Ascomycota; Sordariomycetes; Hypocreales; Hypocreaceae
Exons: 3
Coding region: 1-624 (207 amino acids)
Source: RefSeq, a predicted model, not a curated record
AUGGACUCUGCCCUCUCCAGCUGGGCCUCUGCUCUGGGCUCUGGCCUGCUGGCUCCAGCAGCUCAGCUCAGACCUCGGUGCUUCCUCCAGGGCCCUGGUGCCCGAUUUCCCGUCAAUGUCUUCUUGUCGGCCGCGAUUAUCCGGCAAAUGCUGAGCCCGGCGCGUGUCCUGUGCUGGUUCUGCGCUGCCAACGGCGCCCUUGCCGGCCUUCUGGAGAAGCCGCUUCACCAGCUUGGUGGUUCAGCAAUACCUACCAGCUACCUUCUGAAGCACCUAGAUGGCGUCCCUAAAACGACGCAGCGACGACUGAUCUGUGCUCAACCCUCCUGGGAUCCGACGAGCAAGCCGCUGGUUACACUGGGACAGCAGCCAAUUGGGGCCCAAGACGGAAUGCUAGCGGUCUUUCGGCGACCACUGGCGCCGCGGCCGUCUGGCCGAUGGCCGAUGGCUGCUGCUGCUGCUGCCCUCGCCUCGCUGAUCCGGUCGUCAGUGGACGAAACAGCGCGCCAUGGGCCUUUGUUGGGCGCCGUUGCGUCGACCAGCUUACCCCGCCUCUGCCGCGCACCACCUCGCAUCGUUCGACGCUGUUCCCUCGCUCCUCUGCAUCCCAAGCCCAGCUGCUGA